AUGCUUUACGAACUUCUUGCGAUUGCCCGUACCCAGACACAUAUACACAGCAAAGCCGUCCACGAAGAUGCCAAAGCCGUCUCCAAUACCCUUGGUAAAUUGAUCAUUAACAAUAGAGGGAUUGUCAGAAGAGUAGUAUCGUUGGGUCCAAGAUAUUUGCCAAAAUUGAUUAAAAAAGACCAGCAGAGACAUUUUCAAGGCAGUUAUUUCACCAUGUUGUUUGAUGCCUCCCCUGUUACUCAAAGAGAACUCGGCAAAAUUUUGAAGAGUGAUCCAAGAAUUAUCAGAUCUUACAUUUACAAGGUGCCAACCGACAAGAACUUGAACGCUAAACUUUCUAUCGAUCAAGCUAAUGAAAUUAUGACCAAAAAUUAA
This is a messenger RNA of Saccharomycopsis crataegensis, 375 nucleotides long. RefSeq names its product mitochondrial 37S ribosomal protein bS6m MRP17 (gene MRP17). Gene Ontology annotation, biological process: translation. NCBI's taxonomy places the organism in Eukaryota, Fungi, Ascomycota, Saccharomycetes, Ascoideales, Saccharomycopsidaceae. Bases 1 to 375 code for a protein of 124 amino acids. Gene Ontology annotation, molecular function: structural constituent of ribosome; small ribosomal subunit rRNA binding. The record is from RefSeq and is a predicted model, not a curated record. Gene Ontology annotation, cellular component: mitochondrial small ribosomal subunit; ribosome. The transcript has a single exon.